This is a messenger RNA of Fonsecaea erecta, 1026 nucleotides long. RefSeq names its product ADA HAT complex component 1. The transcript is spliced from 2 exons. NCBI's taxonomy places the organism in Eukaryota, Fungi, Ascomycota, Eurotiomycetes, Chaetothyriales, Herpotrichiellaceae. The record is from RefSeq and is a predicted model, not a curated record. The coding region runs from base 1 to 1026 and encodes 341 amino acids.
AUGUCAUCUCACUCUCUUUCUCUGCCUCCUCCCUCGGAAAUCUCUCCCUCGGCCUUUCACGAAGCACUCAAGCUAUACCCCUCGCUGGUCGAGAAGGUGUACAGAUCCAAGCUCAAGAACGACGCCAAAAAGGUCGCUGACGCGGUGAAGCGCGAUCGAUGGAGGUUCGAGGAGCUGCCUGCCGCUAUUGCUGCCGCCGCGGGCCGUGGAGCUACUACUGAAGUCGGACUGGAGAUAGCGCGGGCGGCAGCGCAAGCCUCAAAGAAGGACAAGAAUAAGAAAAAGCAGAGUCCUCCUGAUGUGCAAGACGCCAGCAGCAGCGGAUUGACUAAAGAUGCUGUGGAGAAGCUGGUUCAGUGGAAGAUAACCCACGGCCACUCCCGGCCCUUUCUCCCGGCCAUGGUGCGCAAGAACGACGCGUCGGCGAUCCAGACGCAGACGUCUCUGGCAUUCACCAAACUCUCCUCUGGUGAUACCGCCUCGACCGCCACCAUCACCGACGCCUUGGACGCGGUCUGCAAAUUGACCGGCAUCGGACCUGCCACGGGGACGCUGAUCCUCAACGUCUUCGACCCCGUCCACGUCCCCUUCUUCCAAGACGAGAUGUUCCUGUGGUUCUUCAACACCGUCGGCGCCGACACCAAGCUCAAGUACACCCUCAAAGAGUACCUGGCGCUGCUUGACGCGGUGCGACCCGUUCUACAGAGAUUGAACGUCGCCGCUGUCGAGCUGGAAAAGGUGUCCUACGUACUGGGACAUGUGGACGUGUUGGACCCCGCGGAGCGCCAGACAUUGCUGGAUGCGUCCAACGAAACGGACGACGCUGCAAGUGGGAAGGCCAGACACGCUCCGGUCCCGGCAGCGGAGGAUGAUGAUAAUAAUCAUGCUAAUGCAAAGGAUACCAUCUCUGCUCUACAGGAAGAGCCUCAACCAACUCAAAAGGGGAGAAAACGGGUAGCGAAAAAGGAAGAUGACGAGGGAGAGCAGGCACACGUCCCAAAGCGACGGUCACAACGCAAUAAGUGA